AUGUCGUCCUUUACUCCCGUCUCCACCACGAAGGCUUACAAGCCCCUAUCUCAAUACUCACAGGCAGUGAAGUACUAUGGCAGCGUCCAUACUGCCGGCACGAUCGGAUUUGUGCCGGAGACGUGGGCGAUGGUCGAGGGUGGAGUGAAAGAGCAGACGCGCCAAGCCCUGCUCAACAUCAGAGCCAUCCUCGAGGAGGCCGGCAGCUCGAUGGCCCACAUCUACAAGGCCAAUGUGUCGAUCAUGAAGAUGAGCGAUUUCGCGGCCAUGAACGAGGCCUGGGACGAGGUGUUCACGAGCGAGGCCAAGCCGAGCAGGGCAUGUGUUGCCGUAUAUCAGCUGCCCAUGGGCGCGCUGGUGCUGAUUGAGUGCUCUGCGGCAUUGAAGUAG
Messenger RNA from Microdochium trichocladiopsis, 390 nucleotides. RefSeq names its product endoribonuclease L-PSP. The record is from RefSeq and is a predicted model, not a curated record. Gene Ontology annotation, cellular component: mitochondrion; cytosol. Bases 1 to 390 code for a protein of 129 amino acids. Gene Ontology annotation, molecular function: deaminase activity. NCBI's taxonomy places the organism in Eukaryota, Fungi, Ascomycota, Sordariomycetes, Xylariales, Microdochiaceae. The transcript is spliced from 3 exons.